This is a messenger RNA of Volvox carteri f. nagariensis, 720 nucleotides long. RefSeq lists its product as uncharacterized. The coding region runs from base 1 to 720 and encodes 239 amino acids. The transcript is spliced from 6 exons. The record is from RefSeq and is a predicted model, not a curated record. NCBI's taxonomy places the organism in Eukaryota, Viridiplantae, Chlorophyta, Chlorophyceae, Chlamydomonadales, Volvocaceae.
AUGUCACAGCGGAUCCGGGAGGAACCGCCGGCGCGUGCCCGCAACGUGGCCCAGCUGCCGCAGGACAUACAAGACUCCAAUGCCAUUAUCAUGACAGUGCCGCAAGCAAAGGGGCUGGAGUUUGAUGACGUGAUUAUCGUUGACUUCUUUAACGACUGCGACGCCAACUCCGAAUGGCGGGUGCUCCGUGUGGUGACGGGUGGUGUGGGGACAGGGGAUGGAUAUCAGUAUGACAUGCAGCGCAGGCGCUGCGUGAGCACGGCAGCUGGCACCGGCAGCAGCAACUGGCGGAGGGCGCCACAGUCGCAACCGCGGCGGCACGCGCCCGCGCUAAAAAAACAGUGGGCACGUGCGGGCAAGCACGCACGGGGGUCGCAAACAGAACAGGAAUCCGGAGCUGCUUCAGCACGCGGUAACCGAGGUGACCAUGUGACCAUACUGGCAGUGCAGGCACUGUGCUGCCGCAAGUUCGGUGACGGAGCAUUCAGUGGCCCCGGGGCUGCCGUUGCCUGGUUGCCCUUUGCCGUUGCUGUCGCCGUUCAGUUGGCCUCCACCGGUGUGGCUGCCGGCGGUGCUGCCGCCAUGGGUGCUGGUGAUGGUGGCGGCACUUCUGCCAGCGCUGCUACCUGCAGCCUGGCCCCCGCCAGCUCUGUCACCCAUGGUGCUGAGGGCAUUGACAGUGACGUCAGUCGGCGCCUGCAGGUCCACAUCCAUGCAUAG